AAGAUGUUUGUUGAUAAGUUGUAUCAGACUGGAACUGGCAAGAAAGAAGGCUGGCCUAACUCUCUACAAACCAAAGAAGAGACCGCAAAGUUUCUCACAAUGAUCAUGUUCACCUGCUCAGCCCAACAUGCGUCAGUGAACAAUGGCCAGUACGACAGCUAUGCCUGGAUGCCCAAUGGACCAACAACAAUGAGGCAGCCUCCUCCCAAGUUGAAGAAGGACGUCACUGAGGAGUACAUCAUGAACACUCUGCCAGACAUCAACGUCACCCUGGAAUCCAUGUCUGUGGCCCGUUUCCUCAGCCAGACCUCCCCUGACACUUCACACCCUGGAUAG
This is a messenger RNA of Lepisosteus oculatus (spotted gar), 336 nucleotides long. Lineage: Eukaryota; Metazoa; Chordata; Actinopteri; Semionotiformes; Lepisosteidae. The record is from RefSeq and is a predicted model, not a curated record.